Messenger RNA from Carassius auratus (goldfish), 847 nucleotides. RefSeq names its product cilia- and flagella-associated protein 46-like. The record is from RefSeq and is a predicted model, not a curated record. The transcript has 7 exons. NCBI's taxonomy places the organism in Eukaryota, Metazoa, Chordata, Actinopteri, Cypriniformes, Cyprinidae. Gene Ontology annotation, biological process: axoneme assembly; cilium movement involved in cell motility. Bases 110 to 607 code for a protein of 165 amino acids.
CUCUGAGUUACUCAGCGCAACACAAAACAUAAACAAGAAGUAAAUAAUAAAUACAAAUCAAUAGAUUUCUUUUCAACGUCGACUUUAACCGCGGAACUGCUGCUCUGAAAUGGAUUUUCGCAUCCGACAAUAUUUAUCAAAAGCUCAGGAGAAAAGAGAUGCUGUGUUUGUGAGGAAAGCGUAUGAUCUGAUCCGAGCUCCAGCUCCAGCAGCGUCUGAUGGAAGAUCUCUGUCUGAUCUCUGUGUGCUGUGUGCUGAACAAUCUCUACAGCUGGGCUGUUGGGAGAUCACACAGGACUGUUUGAUGAUGUACUUGGAAGGGAAACCUCCAGUCAAUCAGUUCCUGUGUCGAGCGUAUCUGUGCCAGGGUCAGCUCAUCUCCUCACGCUCCAUUAACACAGUGGAGGACUUGGAUAAGGCUGUGAUGUACUAUCUGAAGGCCAUUGAGAUUGCCAAAGACAAGUCCAGAUAUCAUUUCCUGGUGUUCAACGCCUCGCUGCUGUAUCUGCAGUCUGUCAGACGGUUCCUGAGGCCUGGACAGAGACGGCUCCAUGGUUUCUUCUCUCACGCAGGUCCUCGAGGCUCUAGAGGAGGUUCAGGAUCCUGAUCACACAUGGAGAGCUGAGCUGAUGCUACACCUUGUUGAAUGUCUUCUCGAUGCUGGGAAGCAGAAGGAAGCAGCUGCUUUGGCCAAAGUCAUCUCUGAUUUUCUACAGGCACAUAAACCAGAGCUUUAUCCCCGGCUUUUCUCCAUACAGGUUCGAAACAACCUCAUGGAUGUCUCUGAAAUGCUGAAAGAUGGAAACUCUAAGUUGCUCGUGAUGUACAAGAUCCAGAAGCUUAAACA